AUGGAUAUCUCCAAGGAAUUCAGUCAGCAGUCACUUCUUUCUGCUCUUCAUCAAUUUGUAGAUGCUGUUGACUACAUGGAUGAGACUGUUAUGAUUCCCAGCCGCCUGAGAGACAUGGACAUUUCCUCGGAUGAGUGGAUUACCAACGUAAGCGGCAAAAACGGUCACAUCCACAGUGCCCCGCCGUCUCCGACUUUUUUAAAUGUCGGUAGCAGUAAACGUCGUAAUUCGACAGAGCAGCAACAAGCCGUCAUGUCCGGCAAUAGCACGGACGAACAAAAUCUCUAUAAUUUCUAUAAUUUAUUGAAAGCUAUAAAGCAUGAGGUUGUGUCUGGAACCCCUGCUCUCCAUGAAGCAGGUGUGGGCCAUGGAAUCUGUGGUGGUCAGUUACCUUAUGAAAUGGAACCAAGUGAGGAUUAUAGCAUAAUGCCGGCCAUGUGUUCUCCGUCUCUUGCUGAUGAGGAAGAUGAAGUUAGUGCUGUUGAUACGGAGGAAGACACGGAUUCUGUCAUUUCUGACACUAGCAGUGGCGCCGAGGACUCUUCAAGAAAAGUGGCAACUUCCUUCAGACAUCAUCUUCGUUCUCUUUUUGGUCUGCUGCAUCAAUUCACACAAACUGCCAAAUAUCUUUCUCAUCGGUAUGAGAGUGAAGUUGGACAAAGUUCAGCAAGUCAGGUGUCGUCAUUUGCAUUUUAG
Messenger RNA from Acanthosepion pharaonis, 696 nucleotides. The record is from the annotation of a GenBank genome assembly. Lineage: Eukaryota; Metazoa; Mollusca; Cephalopoda; Sepiida; Sepiidae.